GCACCCGUCGUUGAGCAAAGUGAACGGCAAUGACAACGCACGGCGCUCCAACGAACGAAGAGAACAGCUCGCGAGUUUACGUUCAUUCAUGGCUGUCGGCAACGCACACGUCGUCCAACAAAGCGAGAUUAUUUAUAAAGCGAACGAAUUCGAUCCUGCCGCUUCUCGUAAACGAAGUUAUUUUCGAAAGUGACUUCGGGGAUCCUGUCAAAUUUAUUUUCGUAAUCACGUGAAAAGAAAUGUCGGCCAAUGCCUCCUGCGAGCGGUCUCGAGCAUCGACAGAGAAAGAGAUCGUUACACCGACAAUAUUGCCAAAGAAAGCGAGCGAAGCGAAAGUGGUUACUGAUACUGUAUACGUCUCAAAAAUUCAACAUUGUUCACAGAAGGAUGUCACAUCUUCAGGAAAUAAACCCAGUCGGAAAGAGGUGCUCGAUGCGAAAAGAGCUCGAUUGAGACAGCUUUUCAAAUCUGACGCGAUAGAUUUGGACAAUUCUUUUCGUGAACUAGGAUACGCUUUCAUUCCCACGCAACCUUGACAUUUUUGUCGUGUUUCUUUCGGUUCUGCUUGCAACCUUGAAGUUUAAUUAGUAUUAAACGUCUACACUUUUACCGCUUUCGAUUUAAAUCGAGUUUGGCGCCGUCUUUCCAAAUGUGUUGUCAUAAAAAUAGUCAUUCGAACGUCUAUAAAGAAUUUUUCUACAUUGAU
Molecule: messenger RNA, 706 nt
Organism: Trachymyrmex septentrionalis
Lineage: Eukaryota; Metazoa; Arthropoda; Insecta; Hymenoptera; Formicidae
Exons: 3
Coding region: 240-536 (98 amino acids)
Source: RefSeq, a predicted model, not a curated record